Messenger RNA from Lactuca saligna, 574 nucleotides. The record is from the annotation of a GenBank genome assembly. Lineage: Eukaryota; Viridiplantae; Streptophyta; Magnoliopsida; Asterales; Asteraceae.
AUGGAAAGGCGGCCGACGAGCGCAAGGUGGAUGAUAUUUCCUCAAGAAAUCAAUUUGGAACCCAGAAAAUCAUUUUUAUUUAGGAAUAUAUCAAAUGGUCUUGGAGGUCAUCCUAAAUGGAAGGAUGUGGAUAUGGUUCUAUUCGUAAUAAAUAUUAUUGGUGCCCAUUGGUUUAUGGCGGUGCUACAUUUAGAUACCUGGAAAGUAGAUAUUUAUGAUUCAGCACAACCUAUGGAUUACUUCUCAAAGUACUUAACUGGUGGAGAAUUCACAAGUUUUGGAGAUAGUAUUAUCUCAUAGUUAGAAGCUAUUGAGUACUGGAACGAUUUCCCCGUUGGACACAAAGAUAAAGAAAAGGUGGAGUUUACUGAUGUUGUAGAUACGCCACAACAAGAAUAUAGUCUUGAUAGAGGGGAUUGUGGAGUAUUUGUAUGCAUGUUUAUGAAAAUGAUUGUUUUGGGGGUACCCGUGAAGAUUUCUACGGCACAUAGAGAUGUGGGAUUUUUCUACAAACAUAAGAUGACAAAUAUUAUUUAGGAUACUAUAUAGCCCUACUAUAUAAGUUGAUAUUCGG